This is a messenger RNA of Papaver somniferum (opium poppy), 921 nucleotides long. Its product is annotated as putative RING-H2 finger protein ATL21B. Bases 169 to 777 code for a protein of 202 amino acids. Lineage: Eukaryota; Viridiplantae; Streptophyta; Magnoliopsida; Ranunculales; Papaveraceae. The transcript has 2 exons. The record is from RefSeq and is a predicted model, not a curated record.
UUCUUCUUUGUUUUCCUCCGAUUCGUUCCAUAUUUGAUUGAAGGUGCAGAAAAAUGUCCAAAUCAGUUGUGCGCGACAGAUGAGCCAAUAACUCGAUAUCCUUUUACUUUAAAAAAUCGCGGUAGCGAGGUAUGUGGUUCCCCCUGUUAUGAACUUAAUUGCGAUGAAAUGAAUACAACAGUACUAGAGCUGCCAUUCUCCGGUAAAUUUUUCGUUCGAAAUCUUCAUACCUUUCGGCAGAAGAUUGAAAUCUACGAUCCAGAUAACUGCCUCCCCAAACGUAUUUUGAAGUUGAACCUUUCAGGCACAGCUUAUCAUCUCGGCGAGCUUGGUGUUUCAUAUCAGAAGUAUUCCAUCCUUAACUGCUCUGCAUCGAUCGAUGAUCUUCUUAAAAUGACAACAAAGUUGACAUACAUCCGUUGCCUAAGUAGUUCCACACACACAGUUAUCGUUACAGAUGUUUCGACUGCAAAUAUAGUUCUCCUCAAUACAAGUUGUUUGCAUAUUGCUGAUGUUCCAAUCCCAUAUUCACCGGUUCAGAAGGGCGUUCCCGUUGAUUUGAAUGAAAAUUUUGUUCUGUCUUAUCUAACUUGUAAAAAGAAAAGUAAUCGAAUGGCAAUUAUCGUAGUAAGUCUUGUCUGCAUUUUCAUCGGAUUGCCAUGUCUAUUAUUCCUUAUACUAUGGUGCUAUCUUUGGCAUCGCUCCGGCUCCCAAGGGAGCAGCACCCGUGUGAGCAUGCGGUGCUUCUUCACAUGUGGUGACGGAUAUGGCGAAUAAAAUAAGUGUUCUGUGAACAACUAACAGUUAAUAGUGAUUAUAGUGGGGGAGGGAGAAAUCCACGCACUUUUAUUGUCAUUGGAAUGUUUACACAACUCUACGUAUAUGUAAAAGAUGAAUGUAAUCUUGAAUAUUAAACCUCAU